UGCCCUCGUACCCAUAUUCACACCUCUUCGUCCGGCCAACGCGGACGGUGGCCACCGCAGGCCCGCAUAUACAGGUCCUCGACACCUCGUCAGGAGAAGUUCUUUUCUCCACAGCCACCCUGCCAGAAGAGCUGCUGGCCGCAGUGGUCAAGUCAGGUCCCGUACGGUGCGCAGCUGUUGAUCGCGAAUUCAAGUACAUCCUCACUUCUGGAGAGGACAAGAUCUUGAAGGUCUGGGAAGCGGAUGGACUAAAGCUUCUGAGUGGAAGGGAACUCCCGAAGAAACCAACAGCAGUUGCCUUCACAUCCGACGCACAGACCAUUCUCGUAUCUGACAAGUUUGGGGAUGUCUUCAGCUAUCCAUUUACAUACAUCCCGACACCUGCCACAAAACAGAAGCAAGGAAGAGACGCGCUUGCAUCGCAUGAGAACCCUUCCGGCGGCCAGCUCCUCCUGGGGCACGCGUCACCCCUAAAUGCAUUCAUCUUGACGGAAGACGAAAAGUACAUUCUCACCGCCGACCGCGACGAGCAUAUACGAGUGAGCUGGUACCCGAAAGGGUAUAACAUCGAGAGAUAUUGUCUAGGGCACCUGAAGUUCGUCACUGUGAUCCACAUCCCAACGUCCGACCCAGCCUCGCUUAUCUCAGGCGGAGGCGACCCAGUCAUCAAGAUAUGGGAUUGGAUGCGGGGGAAGACGAAGCAUGAGCUCAGGAUCUGGGAGGCAGUGGAGCCAUUUGUAGCGGUGAAGGCGCUUAAGAGGAAACGCGGUUGGGGGGAAGAUGGCGAUGGCGAUGAAGCUCAAGAAGGUUCUAAGAAGAAGAGCAGAGGGAAGAAAGGCAAAGGGAAGGCAAAGGAGCAGGAGGAAGAAGACCAGGUGCAGGAGGGGGGAGAGAGAGAAGCUACUGGAACGCCUGCCCGCGAGAUGGAGUCUAUAGAGGAGGCAAAACCAGAGAAGAUUCUUGUGAUGCGGAGAAUCAGGAGCCUAGAUGCCGAUGGAGAGACCUUCAUUCUCUUCUCUGCUGUCGGGACCACGGCAAUAUUUUGUUUCCCAUUUAGGACGGAUGUCGCGCCCACGGAUGUCAGACAAUUCGACUUUGGGCGUCCGGUGUUGGAUUUCUACGUUGUGGAGGAUGGAUCUAUCUUUGUUAGUUUAGAUGGAGAGUGGAGGAACCAGGAGGCGGAAGCAGAGGUUGGAUCUUUGGUCUUACCUAUGGUAAAGGUUCUGAGAGUAUCGUCUGGAAACGUAUCGGAAGACUCGGAGAGCAAGAAAGCCCUGGUCGCCUCGUUAAACUCGAGAUCUUUACUUCCAGGAACUCAUGAUGACCUAAAAAGGUUCGACCUCUACGGCGACCUUACCUCUAUGCCGAAGUACCACUCCCAAUCCCUGCCCGAUGCCGACCAGCCAGAACCAGAAGGAUCAGAGGCGUCUGCUCCGAUGGUCCCGAUCGGCGCCCCAGAACUGUCCUCGUCGAAGAGUGCCCCGAAGGGUGCAGGAAGGACGGAGUUGAGUAAGAAGGAGAUAGGGCGGAUGAAGACGAAGAACGCCGUCAAGGCGAAGGCGAAGGAAUUGGAGGCAGACGGUGUGGGUGUGGCGAGAAAGGCGGCGUCGGAGAGUGGUGGAGACGAGCCGGAGACGAAGAGGGUGAAGGCGGAUGAAGGUGGGAAGGUGGAGGACGUAGUGAUGGAUGAAGCUUGAA
Messenger RNA from Cyclocybe aegerita, 1698 nucleotides. NCBI's taxonomy places the organism in Eukaryota, Fungi, Basidiomycota, Agaricomycetes, Agaricales, Hemipholiotaceae. The record is from the annotation of a GenBank genome assembly.